UGGUUUCCCUUCUGCUUAGUGCUUUAUUAGGCAAGCUUUGUCAUGUUAGGCUUCAAGUGUCAAGUUCAAUCAAAUGUUUAUCUGCUGACUUUGUUGUCAGGGAAACACCAGAUCAAGUUUGGAAGGGCAAACAAAGAUGCGGAGAACUAGAUACAUAUGAAUCACAUAUAAAACAGAAAUGUUUCUUUGUAGAUAUGUAACGUGCACUUUGAGACCACUUUUAGCUUUGAGUCCCCGAAUUUGUUUAUGGGAAUCUUGUCCUAAUCUAAAAUUUCUUGCUUGAGGAAUUCCUGCACCAGUACAGUUUAGCUAUCCUUCGCAAAUGGCUCCAUCUGCUGGCGAUAAGGAACACUCACACGUGGAAAUAUGUAGCGACAGGUCAGUGAUAGAUGGAUUGAUAGAUCGAUGGAUUUCUUUUUAGAUUUAUUUCUUUGAAAAAUUAUACUUAAUGCUUUGAAACAGGAAGACUUGAACCCUAACAUUUUUGAAAGUCUCAAUUCUGCUCGGUUUUAAAGAGAGAGAAAAAAAGCGCCAGAAAGACACGGGCAGCCUUUCUCUCAUCCACUGGAUGGCAUCAGUGUGUAUGUUUUAUUGAGUACACAGCGGCGUCAAGCAGCUUGCAGUUCUUUCCCAUGAUGUCAUGCAUACUUUAGGAAUACGUGCCAUAUUCUCUCUCUCUCUCUGGUUUCAGUUAAUUGGAGGGGGAUGCUCUUAUUCAAACGAGUACAAAAGCUCUAUGUCUGUUUUUUAAUUAAAAAAAAUAAAAUAAAAAAAAUGCUGAUUUUGCUCCAGUGGUCAGGGUUAUCUAGGGUGAGUGGAAGUCAUGUAAGUUUCAGUGGACUCAUGGAUCAUGGAUCCAUGCCAAUGGAUCUGGCUGCUCAACUUAAAUUCUUCUUCUUCAUUUCACCUGCAGUAACUCAUAAGGCACAUCCACUGUACGUCGAAUCCUGCACACUCCAUGUCGUUUUAUGGCCACUCAAACUAGAAUUAUAAGAUAUACUGUACAGUACUGUAUACACUCCCUGGUCUCUUUGUGGGGCACUUCUACACAAGCUAAUGACUUCCCAAAAAAACUGUACAGGUGUACUACAUCAUACUGAGAGGUUUUGCCCCUCCCGUGUAAAUAAAUAAGGUGACAUUAGUAACAUUUCUUUCCAUUAUGUUGUCAAGUUGUACACAAGAGCACAUUGGCUGAGCACACCUCUGCCAAGGCCAAACUGUGGAGAAAUAAAACAAGUCCACAUGUAUUUAGACAUAAAAAAGACAAAAAAAUAAAUAAAAAUAAAAAAUCUACAACUGUAUUUAACUUUGUGAUGGGGUACAGCAUGGUAAAACUUACAUUUGAGUGAUAAACACAUGAUAAACGUGCAGCUCCAUGAUUUUAUUUGAUAGUUUUUGGAUGACCUUGCUUACACACAAAAACACACAAACAAACAAAUACAAACAUUAUCUCCUUGGUGGAGGCAACACACAUUGUUAAAUUAACAUCUUUUGGACAGUGACAAACCAAAGUGAGCAUUAUUAUCUUUGUAAAAGACCGUCAUUUGGAUAUGGCUUUGUACUGGAUAAUAUGCAGGUGAACCUUUAAAUGUUGUGGCAGGGGAGUGUAUUUAAAGGAUGGUGAUUGCAGUUCAUAUAAGAUUACCAAGCAUGCCUGCUGUGGUUUUGCAUGUUUUUCCUCCACCACCUGUUGCUUUUUGUUGUCUUUUUUUUUUUUUUUUUACUGCAGCGUCUUUGUCCUCAGGUAAGGACAGAGACAGACAGAGAGGGAGGGAAAGAAGAGAGAGUAUCAAAGUUGUGAGAUUAACACCAUCCAACCGUCCACCUCCCUCUCCAUCUCCUCCUGCUGCCCCCCCUCGACGUCCACUCCGCUUACGCCGUAAAUCCAAAUCGCCUUCGUACAACUCCAACCACAAAGCCACCAAACAAGCGUUGGAUGUGGACAAAGUUGUCGUUAGUCAUGACUCUGGCAACACCAGCCAAGCCCGCGCAGGCUCCCGAGGCCGCGGGGGCCCUCGAGGAUGUGAACUGGACAUGAAGUGUGAGGAUGUGGCCUCGGAGCUGCGUUGCCAUGGUAGCAGGAUGAGGUCAGCCGUGUAUCAGACCUCGGGCCUUCCCUCCAUGGUGAAAGCCAAGAGACAGUUGGAGCAGAAUGAGGGGAAAGGUCCAAUAGAGCGAAGUCAAGUGAAAGCAACAUUUGUAUGAGGAGCCCACCGACUCACUGUCUGAGCUGUCUGAAGCUUGGCCUCUGAACCAGCGUGUUAGCUUCUAAGUGCAUGUGAAGAGUCUGUCGUCAACAACUGAGGAGCAGAUUAAUCAUUUGCUCUGUUCCACUUCCACUCACUGUCGUGCACAAUGUUCCUCCACCCGAAUCAAAGUAUACUCAGCAAGUUAGCAUGCAGAAAAAAAAUCCAAUAAGAACAUAAGGAGUGUCCUAUUCAUUCAGCAUGGUUUUUGUUCAUGUUGUGAGACUAAAGGUCAUGGGUCUUCAACCAACAAUAACAUUUUUAGAUGAAUUGCAUCGCCUGUUGGAGUUUUCUCACAUCCCCAAAAAACAUGCAUGUUAGGUUCAUUGAAGAUUCUAAAUUGUCCUUACGUGUGGUUGUUUGUCAAUAUCUGUCCUACAAUUGGCUGGUGACCAGUCCAGGGUGUACCCUGGCUCUCAACCAAAGUCAGCAGCGACAAUCUCCAGCUCACCCAUGACCCUAAACAGGAUGCGAAAUAGAGAUGGAGCUGAUGUGAAUCCCCAUCAGCUCUUAGUCUGAAUCUAGUACCCUUGGAAAGAGCAAUGUUGGAUGAUCUCGGUCCCUUGGAGCUGAUUAUCAGUAAACUCCAGUUACCUGAAAAAAGACAAUAAAUUUAUUUUACUGGAUAAUAUUAGCCUACUAAUGUGUUUACAUCUGCCAAGUGCAAAUCACCCCAGGCCAGUUUGUUUAUAUGUCAGUCAGGUUGUAAAUUAUGCUAUUAUAGUCAACAUUAAUGUUCUGCAGAAUUUGACCCAAUGGUAGCAUAUACAGUACAUGCUGAACAAAAGGGGUCCAAGAACUGACCCUUGAGGAACACUGUGUCUUUUUCAUUCAAUUUGUUUCCAAACUUCCAAUGGUCACAAAAUAACUCCUUUCCUCCAAGUAGGACCUGAACCAUUCUAAUGGAGAAGUCCAUUGAGUCCUAUCCACGUUUCUAACCUAUUCAGCAGUAUGUAUCAACCACCGCACUGAGAUCCAAUAAAGCUUGAAAUGACACCUUUCCCAAGUCACCGUUCAACAUUACAUCAUUUAGCAGUUUGAUACGAGCUGAUUCUGUACUGCGAUGAGGUCAGAGACCUGAUCGAAAUUUGUCAAAAAGUAUAUUUAAGUUCAAGAAAUUGAUGAGUUGAUUAAAAAACACUUUAUUGACGAGUUUGGAUAAUUUAAAUUAAUCCCAGUCUAACCCCCAAGUGGAGGCCAGAUAAGUGAAAUUUAUGUGGGUAAUGCCAUUAUAAUCUAAUUAGCACUUACCGAAACAUCAAGUACCGACGACAACUGUAAUAACUUUGCUGGUGCCCUGCGGUGGGGGGCCUUAUUACCCACCGUGGUGGUCCGACUGCUGGGGAGAAAGUGUAGCUUGCCCGACUAAGGCUAUUUUGAAAUGUCAUUCCCUUAACACACAGAUACACACUCGCACACACACACGCACGCACAGCUGCUAGGAACCAUGUCAGAAGAUGACGGAUACAAUUGUCGUGGAGGGACAAGUCAAGUUUAGAGAUGGGAAAAAGUGGAAGUCUCGUUGGGUCGUUGUUCGGAAGCCUUCUCCUGUUGCAGACUGUCUGUCUGUGCUGGCCUACAAAGACAAGAAGAAAACCAAGGAGCGUCUUGGUGUGACACUGGAGUGCAUCUAUGGUGUGGAACCAGGGCCGGGCCAUGAUGGUGUGAGCUUCACCCUCUCCAUCCUCUGCCUGGCACACACACUGGUGCUGGGCUUCCACAGUCGAGAGGCCCUCCUGGCCUGGGACGCCCGUGUACGCUACGGCCUGGGAGAAGUCCACAGAUUUGGUGUCAAUGUGGAGCCCGGUACCAAAUUGGAGAUUGGCCCCGCCUCCCUCCACCUGUGCAACAACCUGUUGGCCCUCACCAGGGGCCUUCCUCCCAUGAUCAUUGGCCACUGGAGGUUGUCCACUUUACGUCGAUAUGGCGCCGUGCCGAAUGGCUUCGUGUUUGAAGGCGGGACUCGAUGUGGAUUCUGGGCAGGAGUUUUCUUCUUAUCCUGUUCAGAUGGGGAGCAGAUCAGUUUUCUGUUUGACUGCAUUGUCAGGGGCAUCACCCCCAGCAGGGUCCCGCAUGGGCUGCGACCGACCCGGCCAGAGAACCUCAAUGCUGACCCGGCAGCAGUUGAAGAACGCAUCAACCAGGAAGCCUCAGAGCUGGAGAAAAGACUCAGCAUGCUGUCCACUUGCAGCCUAGCGAGCAGCACAGCCUCCACUUACAGCUGCAGAACAUCUGUUGCCGGGGACGACCGUAGCAGCAUUUCCAGCUCCUCCUCCAGCCAGUCAGACACCAGCUACGGGAGCCGACGUACUUUCUGGGCAGAGCCGUUAGCGAAGUUGCACCUCCCCAGCGAGACGGCGUCAAGCUCGUCCACGCUGAAGGUCUUGACCACUUCGGAUGACCGCCUCUAUGCUGCUGUGAUGGGAGACUGUGGUCCAUCUUCCACACAACUCCAUCCGCGUGGUCUCCAUGACAGUGGGCGUCAGAGCUCGUUGGACAGCGGCAUUGGGAUAGCGACCGGGAGCUCAGGCAGCUUCUCCUCCUGUACAGGGAGUGUGGACAUAGCCCCUCAGGGCGCAGGGGAGGAAUUUGGCUCCGUGGCCAGUCUACCCGGUCCUCCUCCUCCCCCCAAUCCUCCGCCUUCACCUUCCCAGUCCACACCUCACCUUGAGCACAGUGAUGGCCCCUCGUGUUCCUCUAGGUGCAUCUGUCAAGCAUCUCAGAGGUUUAGUGAUGAGUGCCAGAAUUCCAGCCUGCUCAGAUUACACUAUGAUACGCCCAGAAGUGUGAUCCAAAGCAGGGCCCUGAGGGACACCUCGGCUAUUCAGGAACACCCCUCUGAAACAGGCAGGGACAGCACGAGGCGUGGAGAUCGCCUCGCAAGUCAGGACCAAGCGCUGACAGACGGGCUUCCGGGACCCGAACCUCAAUGGCAGGCUUUAAUGCAGUGCUCCCUCACCUGGCCCCGUGAGAGGACGCCCCCUGUGGACACUGAGUUCAAGUCCACUCCUCAGCAACUACUCUUACCUGGAAGGUCACCUUCUGGAGAAAAACAGUGCUGUCAUGGGUUUGAUAACUACAUCACUCCAGAGCAGUGGCGCUCAGCGAAAAGCAGAAGUUUAAUGAUGCAGGUUGGCAACAUCUCAUCAGGUCCAUGGCCUUCUGCUGAUUCACCAGACCAGCUGUGUGUGAGAGAGGAUCGCCAUGACAGCCAUCUGAUGAGGAUGCUCUCCUCGGUGCCACCCUCCGGCCCUCUGCAGUCUAUCACACUGAGCACAGCCAGGUCACACUCAGCCUGUGAGGGCUCCAUCAUCAGGUACACCCACCGAAAGAACAGCGCCAUGGAAGCGGCUCAGCAAGUGGGUGUGGACCACCCGCUGGGCAGGGAGGGCCGAGUGACUCAGAUGGACAACAGGCGGCAAGGGCCACCACACUGACUUUGUUACCACCUAAGUGGAUAAUAUUUCAGUGCUUAUUCACUGCAAUCUCAGAAUAAGCUAAACAUCUCCCUUUAACCUCCAGUUUUCUGCUGAUCCGUAAUUACAGAACAAUCCAUUCCACUGAUAAUACAGUAAAUGCCUGGGAAGUCUGUGAAUGCUUAUUGAUGCGCAGUAAUCCCCCGCAUAUUCGUGGUUCACGUUUCAUUUUUUAAAGCUGCAUUAUUUGCUUAAAACUCACCUAUAUGUGGUUCUCUAUGUAUUUUUGUGCUUGCUAUUAAGGUCCUAGCUGCCAAAAGAUGGCUUGGAUUUUUCUAAACUCAAAACAUCUGUAAGCCAUUUCUUCAGGGAAAUGUAAUAUAUCAAAUAUAAAAUACAGUAUAAUAUAUUUUUCCAGGCUGGUAGAAGUGCUAUUUGAUUGACAGUUGAGCAGGACGUGGUUUUAGCACAUUCAACAGACACGCCCACAAUGUUCCAGAGCAAAGAGAACAGUUUGAUUAUUCACCCAUUUGAAGCCUCAUUUAAAAUGUAUAUUUUUUCAAUUAUUCAAAUUUGGCAGGGUUGUUCACAACUUUACAAUUUCACUUUACAAAGACUUUAAAAUGUUAUGGGAUCAAAGUUUGUGGUGUAUUUAUGGAUUAAACUAUGAAUAUAGGCAAUGACUUGCAGUGCCCAGUCCCUAUCCCACUCUGAAUAGCGGGGGAUUACUGUAUUUGUUGCGAGUUUAUUCAUUAGUGUGUGGUGUCAUCCUUACCUGCAUACGUUAAUCCCACAGAAUAGGUCAGAUCCCUUGAAGAUUUAUAUUAGGUUCCUUUUUUUUGCUGCAUGACCCUUAAAUCUGAUGAGGCUCCCGUUGGAGGAGAAAGAGGCUAUUCAGCAAUAUAUUGAAAUGUCACCCUUUUAAUUGGUUUACCUUGAAUUUAUUUUUCCAACUCGUGUGCCGAGUGGAGCGCUGUUUGGGUGUGCAUCCAUCUGGUGUGCUUAAAGGUUCACCCCCACCUGGCAUUAUACGAAAUUGUUUCUUUUUUCACAAAGCCGGCAGACAAUAUGAUCGCAUGACAAACUCAGGUCCUGCUGUCAUUUGACUGUUUGGAGUCCCGGCGCGCUUGGCAAUCAUUCCACAUCAGAGCUUAAGUGCGUUCGAUUGAAAAAGCAGCUUCAGAGUUAUUUCUCAGGUGCACAGUUCAAGUAUCCAGUGAGACCGGAGAGAGUGAUGAGUCAGCCAGUACCAUUCUUCAUCACAGUAAUCGAUGCCUAUGCUCGUGGUCCGGGAGAGGGCACAAACUGAUGAAUGGUAAGGCUCUGCGUGUGAUCCAAUUUGCCACCCCUCUCUUGAUGUCAUCAAGACAAAUAGGCUAAUAUUUGACGCCAAUUUACUUUUAUGGGUCUUGUGUGUCUGAGGAAGAAGCUUAUGAUGCUGAGUCAUAGGAAGUCCGUAUUUUCUCAGCAGUAGUCCGCUCAUUUCACCACAUGGAUGGAUUUCCCUGACAAAGCUUGUAAAUAGCAAAUGCUUUUAUUUAUGCCAAAUUCAUAUGAAUGAUAUUAAAGUAUAUUUUUCAAAUAUUACUCUUUGAUGUUGUUGCCACGUAUUGUAUUAAAUAUUAAAGAUUAGUGCAACA
Molecule: messenger RNA, 7302 nt
Organism: Phyllopteryx taeniolatus (common seadragon)
Lineage: Eukaryota; Metazoa; Chordata; Actinopteri; Syngnathiformes; Syngnathidae
Gene: dok7b
Product: docking protein 7b
Exons: 12
Coding region: 3704-5683 (659 amino acids)
Biological process (GO): positive regulation of protein tyrosine kinase activity; neuromuscular junction development
Molecular function (GO): protein kinase binding
Source: RefSeq, a predicted model, not a curated record